AUGGCUUCCCGACAUGUCGUGGUACAACUCUUUGCGUAUAGCAGAGAGGAGGCGGCAGAUGACGCUAAGGGAUAUGAAAUGGGCGCUACGUACCGUUGUACAAAUGAGAUGGACGAGACUCGAGAUCGGGUCUUCUGUUUGGUCACCUACACGGCCACGGCCUUCACUCUCAUCUCGAUUUUGGCCAUGUCCUUGACCAUUCCGAUGGCCAAUAACUACGUGUCCUUUAUGAAGACUACGAUUGAACGGGACUUGGAUGACUGCCAGGCGGGUCUAUUCAGAUCAAUGGAAGAAAUCCGCCAGCUGGCUCCUACUGGUGAUAAAACUGGAGCGUUCCCUCGUUUGGUGGAUUCCGAAACAGGAGCGCACCAUAAUCUUACCUUCGGAAAGAGGGAGAAGAGGCAGGCAGCCGUCUGUGCCGGAUGUUGUCUUCCCGGUGAACCUGGUGUUCAAGGCAAGCACGGUAAAAACGGAAGACCUGGUAGACCAGGAGCAGAUGGAGCACAAGGAUUCCCAGGACGUCCACCAAGGGUUCGUUUACACUACACUUUGGAGCUUUCCAAAAAAAAUAACCGCCAAAUUAAGGUUUGCGAACAAAUCGCUCCAACUCCGUGUAAUCCAUGCCCACCUGGACCACCUGGACCGCCAGGAGUGCCCGGAGAAGCAGGAAUCGAUGGGGAGCACGGACCACCAGGUCAACCAGGAUCAAGAGGACAACCUGGGCCAAAGGGACCCGACGGACCUCCUGGAGAGGCAGGCGCCAAUGGUGAAGGAGGAGCCCCUGGCCAACCAGGCACACCUGCACGGAGCAUUGCCUCCACUCCUGGACCUCCUGGACCAAAGGGACCUCCGGGUGCACCUGGAGAACCAGGAACACCAGGAACUCCAGGACCUCCUGGUCAAGCCGGUCAACCAGGAGGUCGCGGACAACCUGGAAGUGAUGGUCUGCGGGGUCCGGAUGGCCAGCCUGGUCAACCUGGUCAGCCCGGAACUCCUGGACCAUCUGGAGAAAAAGGUAUUUGCCCGCAGUACUGCGCUCGAGAUGGAGGAGUAUUCUUCGAAGAUGGAUCCAAGAAGUUGGUCGACUCAUCGAAUCCAGUUCCUCCGCCUCUGCUUCCUCACCAAGAACCAACCCAUCAUAAAGCCUUCGCGACUGGCUGCCUCGACCUCUUUCUCUUUGCCCCAUUUCUCCGUGUCCUCCUCAUUGCACUUUUCUUCGGUUGCACAUUUUCGCGCGAAAUUCGCUUGAUUCAUAGGAUGGACUUGGAUCGGCGAGAGCGGGCCUACCGCUUCGUCGCCUUCUCAGCCGUCUCCUUUUCGUUGGUUGCCAUCGUGGCCGUUUUCAUUACGCUUCCAAUCGUCAAUAACUAUAUUAAUUCUGUGCACGCUCGAGUUCAAAGUGAAAUGGAGCUUUGUAAGCUUUCUGCACGAGAUGUCAUGAUGGAGGUGGCUGAAUAUCGCUCAUUGCCGCGGUCACUGCUUCCUGGGCUCACUCAUCCUAAGAAUAGUACUCGCCAAAAGAGGCAAAUUGAUUCAGGAACUUGCCAGGGAUGUUGUCUUCCUGGAUUACCAGGCCCUGACGGCCCACCGGGUAAAAAUGGAAUGCCGGGAAGACCAGGAGCUCCGGGUGCACCUGGAUUCCCAGGAAGACCACCGGCAGUGUGCGAGGAAGUUACGGCACCACCGUGCAAUCCUUGUCCCCCUGGAGAACCAGGACCUCCUGGACCACCUGGCGAUGCUGGUAGCCCAGGCCAGCCUGGACAUCCAGGACGUAAUGGAAACGAUGGGUCUCCUGGACCACAAGGACCACCUGGACCCCCUGGACCACCUGGAGAUAAUGGAAGGGAUGGAGCACGUGGAGAACCUGGACGCCCUGCUUUCAGCACACCCGCUAUACCCGGAGACCCUGGAACACCUGGAGAGCCUGGACCACCUGGACUUCCCGGAGAUGCUGGACAAAGCGGUCGACCUGGAUCUGACGGACUUACCGGACCACAGGGCCCUCCGGGCCCACCAGGACCACAAGGGCCACCUGGAGAAAUGGGACCUGCUGGACAAGCUGGACAACCUGGACCACAAGGAGAACGAGGUAUUUGCCCCAAAUAUUGCGCAUUGGACGGAGGUGUGUUCUUCGAGGACGGCACUCGAAGAUAA
This is a messenger RNA of Ostertagia ostertagi, 2154 nucleotides long. The record is from the annotation of a GenBank genome assembly. Lineage: Eukaryota; Metazoa; Nematoda; Chromadorea; Rhabditida; Trichostrongylidae.